Microplitis mediator is the source of this 3540-nucleotide messenger RNA. It is a transcript of the gene aln, whose product is annotated as divergent protein kinase domain 1C. The record is from RefSeq and is a predicted model, not a curated record. The transcript is spliced from 4 exons. Bases 851 to 2092 code for a protein of 413 amino acids. NCBI's taxonomy places the organism in Eukaryota, Metazoa, Arthropoda, Insecta, Hymenoptera, Braconidae.
ACUAUUUUUUUGAAAAUUUACUAAAUUUUCCUAUGAAAUAAUAACAUAUCUAAUUAACAGUGAUGUCGUCUACUGUCUAAUUAAUUUAUCACUUUAUAUUCAUGUUUCAAAAAAAAAUUACGUCAGUUUUGAUUUUGAAGGCAAACAAUUAACAAUUUUUUACUUUUUAAACAAAUCAGUUACAAAAAAAUAUGCGCAUGUAGAAAAUUGAAAAACUAUAGAAAUUUUUUGAAUUUUUUUUUUUGUCGUUUUGGAAAAAAAUCAAAAACUUAUUAGACUUCAGUAUCUUGUCAGUUUGCCGCCCAAGAGGAAUUAAUAUUUACGCUGCCGAUUUCGUAUCUUCAGUAGCAAAAUUAAACAUUUAUUUUACCUUUCGUAUGCGCGGGAAUCGAGUAUACUUUUGAAAAUGUACAUCUGUUUAUACAAUUUACUGUCAAUAAUUAUAUCAAGCAAAACCAUGUCUAAGACAAAUUAUUUAAGUAAAGUGAAAUAAAAUGUUUAAAUUUCAAUAAAGUGGACUGUCAGCUUUGCUGCAGCAGCGACGUAGGAUUAAAUAAAAAAAUUUGGUUCUUAAAUUUCCGCGUGCUGCAGUGCCCAGAGUAUAUUUGACCGCAUUGAGCCUAUAUAUACAUUUAGUCGAGCUACAGCACAAGCGCAUGAUAUUUCUCUAUACUCAUCAUAUGAAGUAACAUGCGGACAUAUAAACUAAAAUAGUAUUUAUUAAUUAAGACUACGUGAUGAACUGUUGUUUCAUUUAUCGGGUCACUGUAUAUACAAAACGUCAUAUAGUAGUCUGAUUAUAAAAUAAUUUUUACUGUACAUAUAUUUUGUAUGACACCCGAUUUUAAAAAUGAAUAUACGACGAAUUCCAGGAUUUAUUUAUCACAAUAAAUAUUUUACCGGCGGUAUUUUAUUCACAUUUAUUUUAAUUAUUUACUUACUCUACCACUGGGGCAUUAUCUGUUCAAAUUUUGAAGCACGGCGACAAGUGUCAGACGUGUGUAAUAAUUAUGAAAAUGGGAUGGCUAUGGGAGUUUUAUGUGAACCCUUAUGUUUAAAACAGAGUAUUCAUUCUUUUACCUGUGAAAAUCUGCAUUCUGGUAAAGAAGUUGUUUUCUCAGCGUAUUGGGAGACUACGAGAAUUGUAUUUAAAUCUUCCAAAAAACGAUUGCCAUCAGAACAAUACGAAUCGCUCCAUUGGAUUGAUACUCUUGGAUACAAACACUAUCCAUCAGAAAAAGAAUUUGAAAAAAUGAUAAGUGACUUAGUAUUUACAAGGCUCAAUAUAACUAUUGGUAAUAGACAACUAGAAAGAUUAAGUCAUUUACGACUGGGUCAUUUAGAGACUGAUGAAACGAGACGUAACUUUGAAAUGGAAAAUAUUUGGUCGCUUCUACAGGAAAACGAAUAUCUUAUUUCGAUUCUUUACGAAGACAGAGAAAUAUUCCCACGUUUAAUUGGAACAUGUGGAACUUUUUAUGCUGUUGAAUAUGCGAUGCCAAUUAAAAAUCCAACAACUGCCUUAGCUCUUUUAGACACGACGCACGAUUGGUCAAAAAGACUUCAAAUCGCCAUAAUGAUUUUAGAUCUAAUAGACGAGUUAGAGAAUAAUUUUCCAGAGUCUUUUAUUCUUUGUGACGUUAAGAUCUAUCACUUUGGACUUCCUAUUGGUGGUCAACGUCUCAAAUAUCUGGAUCUUGAUGCUGUGUUUCCUAAAGCAGUUGCUAGUCGUUUGACUGCAGAUGGACGGACAUGUAUCAAACACAAUGACUGUGAUUAUUUUGACUGCAAAUCUGUCUGUUCUGUUAAUAAACUCUGUGAGUCGCCUGUGAUUAAUAACAACUUACAGAUAGUUUGCGAAAAAGUUUUCCUUGGCUGGACACUUUCAGGUACGAUCAUAAUACCUGGAUUACUCAUGUCUCGAAAAACUAAUGAAAACCUUACAGCUUUACUCAACCAAUGUGCGCACAUUGGACGUCCACGAUACAUUAAUUUUGAGAAUUUAUCAAAGAUAUCAACUCCAUUGACCAUAAAAACAAAACUUUAUGAUAUACUGACUGAUAUGGUUCGACAUUACGCAGCUUCUAUAUAGAUAAUAGUUUAUUAUUAUUUAUUUUUUAAAAUAAAUGUCUCCGGCCUUAAUAGUGUUACGAUUAUUUUAAAGAAUAGUAUUUAGUUAAUUAUAAUUACUCGUUAAUAUUAACGAAUAGCGCAUUAAGAUAUUUAAUUAGGUCUCAAAAAUAAGUCAAAGAGUAAAAAUACAAAAAUCUACUCAAGGACCAAUAGUUGAAUAAAUAUUUUUAUUUAUUAACUAAUUAAUUAUUGAUAGUCUCAAAUAAUUUACGAUAGUCCAAUUUUUUCCAUUAAAUUACUUAUGAAAUAUUUUUAAUUUAUGAGAAGAGUAAGCAAAUAUUUUAGUUAAAAAAUAGCAACUACAAUAAUGAGUACGUUAUAAAAAAUCGGGAGUGAAUUCGGAGUGAUUAUGAAUUUUGUUUAAAUUUGAAUUCACUUGGAGUUCCUGAAUUUUAGAAAAAAUCACUCCGCUAACGGAGUAAAUGAGGAGUUUUUUUCCUACGGAGUGAUUUCAGACUGAUCUGGAUUUUUUUAAAAUCCGCAUUGACUCUACACUGUAAAAAAUUUCGGUGUAAAAAUGGACCCGGAGAACAAUACACGGCCGUGUAGUAUGAAAUAACGGUGUAAAAUUCGCUCGGUGUAAAUUUUCCAUUCGUGUAAUUUUUCCACAGUGUAAUCUACUUUUUUUACACCAUUCCGUGUUACUCGGUGUAAUUUUAAUUAAUGAGCAACAAACAAUCAUUGAAUAUUUUUAACUACUUAAUCAAUAACUACAUUGAUUUUAUUUAGAUAUUAAAUAGUAUUUUGAACAUUUCAAUAUUUUUAUGAUUAAUUUUCUCAAUGCAAAAUGAUCAAGAAUUAUACAUUUACACGUUUGGCGGUGUAAAAAUUUUAAAUUCACACCGCCUAAAUUUUUACACCGAGACAUUUACACUACAUCGGGUCCAAAAAAUUUUUUACAGUGUAAUUCGGAGUUUUAAUAGUAAAAUAAACUCCCUUUAGGAGUGAAUUUCACUUCGAGCUGGAGUUUCAAAAUUACAAUUAACUCCCCUUCGGAGUAAAUUUUACUCCAAGGAUAUUAAAUAAAUAUACAGUCAAUUCACUCCGUUACUUGGAGUUUUAAAAAAUACUCUGCAUACGAAGUAAAUGAAGAGUUUGUUUUUCCCACAGAGUGAUUUCGGAGUCAUCUGGAUUUUAUUUACAUCUGCAUUUACUCCGAACCGAAGUUUUAAAACUAAAAUAAACUCCUUCUAGGAGUGAAUUUCACUCCAAUCCGGAGUUUAAAAAUUAUAACAAACUUCUCUUGAGAGUGAAUUUUACUCCAAGGGUAUUAAAUAAAUCCACAGUCAUCUGCUCCGCAUUCUCUCCGAAUUUACUCCGCAAAUUUUCUACAGUCUAGAUGUAAUUAAUUGCUUAGUUGUAUGCUCAGUAAAUUAUUACAAUCCAUUUAUUAUCAAUAAAAAUAAA